This is a messenger RNA of Caenorhabditis elegans, 579 nucleotides long. RefSeq names its product putative insulin-like peptide beta-type 2 (gene ins-2). Gene Ontology annotation, cellular component: extracellular region. The coding region runs from base 13 to 333 and encodes 106 amino acids. The record is from RefSeq and is marked reviewed. Lineage: Eukaryota; Metazoa; Nematoda; Chromadorea; Rhabditida; Rhabditidae. The transcript has 2 exons. Gene Ontology annotation, molecular function: hormone activity. Gene Ontology annotation, biological process: signal transduction.
CUAAAAUCUACCAUGAACGCUAUAAUCUUCUGUCUCCUCUUCACAACUGUCACUGCCACUUAUGAAGUUUUCGGAAAAGGAAUAGAACACAGAAAUGAACAUUUGAUCAUCAAUCAACUUGAUAUCAUACCAGUUGAGUCAACUCCAACUCCAAACCGUGCCUCAAGAGUCCAGAAACGUCUAUGCGGAAGACGUCUUAUUUUAUUCAUGCUUGCAACAUGUGGAGAAUGUGAUACAGAUUCAUCAGAAGACCUUUCGCAUAUUUGCUGCAUAAAACAAUGUGACGUUCAAGAUAUCAUCAGAGUCUGCUGCCCGAAUUCAUUUAGAAAAUAGUUAUGGACAUAUCGUACUAUCAUUAACUUUUCAAAAUGUUAGUUUUCUUAAUAUUCUCGGUAUGAAAUUCCUUUGAUUGAUGCCUUAUCAAUUUGUAAUCUAGCCCCGUUAAAUUGUACAAAUUGUUCUAUAAUUAAAACUUCUUCAGUGUAUUUAUAUUAUUGCACGUAAUGUAUCAUAUGAUAUCAAUGCGAAAUAAAUGUUCUAAAUCUGCAUCUCCUUGUGGGAAAGUAUGCAUAAAUCUAA